AUGUCGACUUCAGCCUUCUACUUUCCCAGAGAGCCAUCCAGACCAUUGGCGGGAAAUAUUUUGGUUGUCCCCAUCGUAUCCAUAGGAAAUAUCUCCCAGCUCGCUUCGAGUCUUCUCAUAACUUCGCUCGAGCUUGAGUGCAUAGGCCGAUUCGAUUCCAGAGACCUUGUACCUGCCGUUGGCGGGAGAGAAGAUGGACUAGAAGGGAUCACUACUCCUCUUGAGCUCUAUGGGCACGAAGGGUUCGAAGGGUUCAAUGUCGUGGAUCGGAAGGAGGACUUCAUUGCGAAGUUGCUAGCGUUCAUCACUGAUUCACAGUUUUCUGCCAUCCUGUUCCUCUCUGGAGUCGACCUCUCCAACCGAACGGAUGCACAAAUGAUAACGCCGACAUACCAUAUCGUUCCACCCAACUCACCUGCCUGGAAAGAUACGCCACUCUCUACCAUAUCCACCCUACCAAUCCCAGCCUAUACCUCUCCAGUCUCACAAAACCCGCUUGCCCCCGCACACCUCGAGAGCACCAUACCCUUCAUCCCAGCAGGAGGACUGACCCGACGCAUCCUCUCCUCGCUUCCGGCGGCGUGGGAUAUUCCGACAGCUUCAAUCCUCCAGUUCGUGACAGAGGGCGAUAACAGGUCGGAUGCCUUCUUGAUGGCUACUGCAAUUUCCAAAGUGUUGUCGCUAGACACACGGGAAUGGAAGCAGCCUCUCAGCUGGCAGCAGGGUCUGUUCGGGACGCCACAGGAUCAAACAUUGUAUGGCUGA
This is a messenger RNA of Stereum hirsutum FP-91666 SS1, 765 nucleotides long. RefSeq lists its product as uncharacterized. The coding region runs from base 1 to 765 and encodes 254 amino acids. The transcript is spliced from 5 exons. Gene Ontology annotation, cellular component: nucleus; cytosol. The record is from RefSeq and is a predicted model, not a curated record. Gene Ontology annotation, biological process: proteasome assembly. NCBI's taxonomy places the organism in Eukaryota, Fungi, Basidiomycota, Agaricomycetes, Russulales, Stereaceae.